Molecule: messenger RNA, 603 nt
Organism: Cryptomeria japonica (Japanese cedar)
Lineage: Eukaryota; Viridiplantae; Streptophyta; Pinopsida; Cupressales; Cupressaceae
Product: AP2/ERF and B3 domain-containing transcription factor ARF14-like
Exons: 1
Coding region: 1-603 (200 amino acids)
Biological process (GO): regulation of DNA-templated transcription
Molecular function (GO): DNA binding; DNA-binding transcription factor activity
Source: RefSeq, a predicted model, not a curated record
AUGGAGAGUUUUUCAAUUGAGCAACAUGAACAAGGGUCUAAUCAAGUAGAGGCUCAUAGUAGUGAAAUUGAGGGUAAUACUGAGGUAACAUCUCAAAGUAGAAAUAUUCAGAGAAAAGAGGCUUCUUCACAAUUGGAGGGUGUUGUUUCUCUAAAGAACGGCCACUGGGGAGCACAAAUAUGGUUGGGCACUUUUAACACUAGGGAAGAAGCUGCCAAGGCUUAUGAUAUAGUUUACAUGGCGUUAAAAGGACGAGAUGAUCAGAUAAGUUUCUCAGUUUCAGAAGCCAAGAAACUGCUUCACGAUUAUCCAUGUAUGCAUUAUAAAUCCCAUCUGAAAAUCAGCAAUCAUUUCCAUCGAUCUGGGCAACUUGGAAAAAGAAAAGCUAUUGAAGAUGAAAGUGAAAAUAAUGCAGAUGAUAUUGUAAAGUUAUUUGGGAUUGAAAUUGGAAAAAGAAAAGCUAUGGAAGAUGAAAUUCAAAAUAAGUCAGAUGAUGUUGUAAAGCUUUUUGGGGUUGAAAUCGGUACUAAUCCAAAAGCCAAAAGAAGAGUGGAGAUUCAGAUUGAUCCAAAAGGAAAUAGAAUAGCAAGAUGGAGAAGCUGA